Microtus oregoni (creeping vole) is the source of this 354-nucleotide messenger RNA. Its product is annotated as tubulin alpha chain-like. Gene Ontology annotation, cellular component: cytoplasm; microtubule. The transcript has 2 exons. Lineage: Eukaryota; Metazoa; Chordata; Mammalia; Rodentia; Cricetidae. The record is from RefSeq and is a predicted model, not a curated record. Gene Ontology annotation, molecular function: structural constituent of cytoskeleton; GTP binding. Gene Ontology annotation, biological process: microtubule cytoskeleton organization; mitotic cell cycle. The coding region runs from base 1 to 354 and encodes 117 amino acids.
AUGGAUUGCCACCUGAUGUACCAUGGUCAUGAACUUUCCAAAUACGUCAAUGCUGCCAUUGCCACUAUCAAGACCAAUGCAGUAUUCAGUUUGUGGUCUGACUGGGCCAAGGUCCAGAAAGCUGUGUCCAUGCUGGGCCAGACAACCACCACUGAGGCCAGGGCUCACCUAGAUCACAAGUUUGAUCUGAUGUAUGCCAAGAAUGCCAUUGUGCACUGGUAUGUGGGUGAAAGUAUGAAGGAGGGAGAGUUUUCUGAGGCCCAUGAAGACAUGAUUGCCCUAGAGAAGGAGUAUGAGGAAGUUGGUUUGGAUUCUCUUGAAGAAGAGAGUGAGAAGGAAGGAGAGGAGUACUAA